Messenger RNA from Salvia hispanica, 1449 nucleotides. Its product is annotated as eukaryotic translation initiation factor 5B-like. The record is from RefSeq and is a predicted model, not a curated record. NCBI's taxonomy places the organism in Eukaryota, Viridiplantae, Streptophyta, Magnoliopsida, Lamiales, Lamiaceae.
GGACGUAGUUUCAAUUUCAAACGGUUGAAUAUAGCUUUUCCUUAGGUGUUUCAUCUUAAUUGAUAAAUUCUUUGUUUUUACUUUUUAGUUUGCUGUGAGGAAGUAAGAUGGGUGAUGGUGCAUCUGUUUCAAACGAGGAAGAUAUUUUUGUAGUGAAAAAGAAGAACACUGGAAUUCCAUCUGAUAUCGUUGAUUCUGACGGUAAAAGGCCAAACAGUGAAGAAGAUGCAGCUUCCAAAAACAAAAAUAAAGGUGUGAAGGAUAGUAAUGCAACUUUGCCAAAGUUUACAGUUAUGGAGGUUAAAGUGGUUCAAGGAACAAGUGAUGUGGCAUUAGUAAACGGGAUGCUUCGCGUAGGAGAUCGUAUAGUUGUCGCUGGCUUGCAAGUAUGCUUCAUUAAUUUCCAUUCUAGUCCCUUUGGGAGAAGUUUCUGUUUCUUUUCGUACAAGCAUUUUUCUGCGCAGGCACCCGUUGUUAGCUCAAUUAGCUCGUUGCUAACGCCCCACCCUGUCAAGAAGCCUCAGAUUCAAGGGAGAGUGUUUGCAUCACAAAAAAAUCAAGAUUUCCCAGGGUAUCAAAAUUGCUGCACCGGGACUUGAGCAUGCUAUUGUAGGCACUAGUCUGUACGUUGUGCGGCCUAAUGAUGAUAUCGAGGUCAUCAAAAAAUCUGCUAUGGCAUAUGUCAAUUCAGUGAUGAGUAGGAUUAGAAAACAUGGUGAGAGAGUUUAUGUUCAGGCAUCUACACUGUAGAAGCAUUGAUCAAGGAAGUUAACGUACCCAUGGGAGGUAUGGGUAUUGGUGCAGUAGAGAAGAAGGAUGUGAUGAGAGCGAGUGCGAUGCUUGAGAAGAAAAGGGAAUAUGCAGCUAUACCAGUUUUUCCCUGUGUCCUUAAGAUCAUGCCCACAGUAAUCUGGAGGACGAAAGAUCCCAUCGUCUUAGAUGUUCAUGUCGUUGAAGGCAUUACAGUCUAUUUUUUCUAGUAAUACACAAUUUUAACUAACUGCAUUCUUUUCUUCUUCCUCCAUCUUAUUACAGAUUGGAACACCUUUAUGUAUCCCGGAAAGAGAAUUUGCAGAAAUUGGUAGGAUAGUAUAUAUUCAAGAUGAUGAGCAUAGGGUUGUUGAUUAUGCCAUGAAUUGACCAUUAAUAUUCUUGGGAGCAAUCCGGAGGAGCUACAGAAGAUGCUUGGGAGAGAUUUUGAGAUGGAAGAUGAGCUUGUGAGCAAGAUCACACAAGACUCAGUUUAUGCACUAAGAAAAAAGUACAUGGUUGAUCUGUCUACUGAAGAUAAUGCCUUACUUUUCAAAAUGAAGCAAUUGUUCAAGAUAUAGUCGUUUAAUCGCAGUCCUCAGCUCGAGCUUUAGAUAUCGAUAGUGAAUGCAGUUGAGGAGAGUUUUUAUGUCUACUUUGUUUUUUUUUUGUAGUAACAGUAUUUUGCUUAAGAGAGUU